This is a messenger RNA of Syngnathoides biaculeatus (alligator pipefish), 2089 nucleotides long. RefSeq names its product bridging integrator 1b (gene bin1b). Gene Ontology annotation, cellular component: cytoplasm; synaptic vesicle; plasma membrane. The transcript has 15 exons. The coding region runs from base 399 to 1685 and encodes 428 amino acids. The record is from RefSeq and is a predicted model, not a curated record. NCBI's taxonomy places the organism in Eukaryota, Metazoa, Chordata, Actinopteri, Syngnathiformes, Syngnathidae. Gene Ontology annotation, molecular function: tau protein binding; phospholipid binding.
ACACAAAUAAACAUCCAGCAUGGGCCCGAAAGCUGCCUCACACCAGGUGUCGCCUAAUAAUACCAGCGGGCAGCGCUACGCCUUUAAGAGCAAGACGAGGAGGAAACCUAAUAGGUCCACAUUUAGAGCGCAAGUCUCCAUGAAUUAGGAGACCAGAAGGGCUGUUUUCCACCUCCAGUUUUCCCCCCCUCUUACUCUUGUGCACUCACACACACAAAAAAAUAAAUAAAACGGGAUUAAAUUACGCACUGCUCCUUUAAGAAGAUCCAACGGGAUUAGAGUUACUCGCAACGAGCCAAUUCGGCGUCCGGUGGCUUCUACGCACACUUCGUUCCCACGGGAGACACUUGUCACACGGUACUGGGUCGGUACCGCCUCAGUCCAGAACGCAACGAGUCAUGGCCGAUACUGGGAAUAGUGGAAAGGGGGUCACCGCCGGGAAACUGGCCAUCACGGUCCAGAAGAGGCUGAGCAGAGCGCAGGAGAAGGUUUUGCAGAAACUCGGCAAAGCGGACGAGACCAGAGAUGUCGUCUUUGAGGAAAUGGUGGCCAACUUCAACAAACAGAUGGGAGAAGGCACCAAGCUGCAGAAGGAUAUGAAAGCGUAUUUGACAGCAGUGAAGACUUUGCACGACGCGUCACGGAGGCUGCAGGACUGCCUGGCUGACAUGUACGAGCCCGAGUGGUUCGGCAAGGAGGAGAUGGAUGCCAUGGUGGAGGACACAGACACACUGUGGUUGGACUUCCAUCAGAAUAUCACCGACAACUCGAUGCUCUCCAUUGAUUCUUACCUGGCUCAGUUCCCUGAAAUCAGGGCCCGAAUUGCAAAGCGGGACCGUAAAAUGGUGGACUUUGACAGCGCCAGGCACCACUUUGCCUCCUUGCAGAAAGGAAAGAAAAAGGAUGAGGCCAAGAUCGCGAAGGCUGAGGAGGAGCUCGGUCGCUCUCAGAAGGUUUUCGAAGAGCUGAACGUGGAAUUGCAAGACCAGCUUCCUGUGCUUUGGGACAGUCGUGUUGGCGUCUAUGUUAACGCAUUCCAGAGUCUGGCGAGUCACCAAGAGAAGUUUCAUAAGGAGAUGAGCAAGCUGAGUCAAAACCUGAAUGACAUCAUGUCCAAACUUGAAGAGCAGAGGCAGCUCAAAAAAGAUGUUGCAGCAGCCAAGGCUGGAGACAACGCAAAGAGUGAGGAAGCCAACCACAACCAGGCAGCCAGCUUGCCACCAGCGUGUGUGCUCACGCAUGUGUUUGGAAGAGGCCCAACCCGCUGCCCAGCCGGCCUCCGCAGCAUGAUGAGCCGCUCGAUGACGACACCUCUGACAUUAACAAAGAGUCCAGAAUUCAGGGUUCUGAAUCCAACAGCUCAGAAUACAAGCUCCCUCCUGGAUUUCUCUACAAGGUCAAAGCCGUCCACGAAUAUGCUUCCACUGAUGGGGAUGAGCUGGAACUCAAUGUUGGAGACAUUGUCCUCGUUUUGGCCUUUGACAACCCCGAUGAGCAAGAUGACGGUUGGCUCAUGGGGGUGCAGGAAUCUCUCUGGAUACGUAAUAAAGAUAUUUCAUCCAAAGGUGUCUUCCCUGAAAACUUCACGCAGAAGCUUUAAAGUUCACAUGGUCGUCCGCAAGGUGCUCACUGAGUUAUUUGGAAUAAAACAUGAAAUGUCAAAUUAUUUAUUUGUGAGUCUUUGACAUUUAUCAAGUGGAGAACUUCUAUAAGAUUGAAGUCAACUGAAGGUAUCUGAUUUGUUACAAGGAAUCUUGAGUCACUUUUUUGGGGGGGAGUUCUCAUUCCUUGUUUUAUAUUUGUGGAGAGUUCACACACAAGCUUUGGUGACAAAUGAACAAGACCGUAAUAAAAAAUAUAUGUGUGGCAGUGGCAUGGAAAGUAAAGCUCACACUUGUGUGAUGCUGAUGUCACCUCACAAGAGUGAGAAUAACUGAGAUUGGCCAAUGAUGGGGGGGGGGGAAAUCUCAUAUAACCUUUUGAUAUUUCGUCUUUAGUUUGAUCAUGUUUUGUCACGUUGAUAUCUUUGCUUCCGUGGAUUGUCUUUCCUUUUUUUAAAGGACAUAAAAUAUUUUGGGCAAUGUUCAAU